This is a messenger RNA of Paramecium tetraurelia, 414 nucleotides long. RefSeq lists its product as uncharacterized. NCBI's taxonomy places the organism in Eukaryota, Ciliophora, Oligohymenophorea, Peniculida, Parameciidae. The record is from RefSeq and is a predicted model, not a curated record. The transcript is spliced from 3 exons.
AUGAAAAAAGAGAGGGUGUUAAAGAUAAGAGUCUAGAAAAGACCAUAACCUUAAAUACCUGAAGUAGACAUUAGAAACACCAAGGGAAUGGAUUCCUUCAUCUAGAGACAGGAAAAAGCAAGAAAAUUAAGAUAAGAAAAAGAUUUGUUAUUAAAUAAUCCAUAUUCUCACUUAAGUUCAGAAAAGAAAGCUGUUUUGACAAACCAAUCAUAUUAUAGUAGCAAUCACCCUAUUUCAAAAGAAUAUGAAUCUAUAAGAAAAGCAGAAAGAAUAGAAUUUUCAAAAGCUUUAGAGACGUCACAAGAAAUUGAAACUUAAUCAUAAACUUAAUAAUAACAAAAAAUGUAGUUGGGAAUGGCUAUGAAAAUGCUACACAACCAAUUAUAUAAUAUUCAAUUUAACAGUGAAUUUUGA